AUGCUUGGAUAUCUAUCUAUCUAUCUAUCUAUCUAUCUAUCUGUCUGUUCAUAUGUAUAUUCUGUUAGAAACAUGCUUGGAUAUCUAUCUAUCUAUCUAUCUAUCUAUCUAUCUAAACCGAAUUCUUUUAUUCAUAUCUAUCUAUCUAUCUAUCUAUCUAUCUAUCUAUCUAUCUAUCUAUCUAUCUCUCUUGCUGUGAAUCACCCUGAAGAGGUGUGGGCUACUUCAACCUCUCUUACCCUAGCUACACCGAUUGCGAUUACAGCCGCACUACAUGUGAUGCCGCUACGAAGCCAUAUUUGUAUAUCUUUUUCUUUUUCUUCUACUUUUUUUUCUUUCUUUCCUUCUUCUUUCUUCUUCUUUUUCUUCUUUUUUCUUCUUUUUUUCUUCUUCUUUUACUCCUCCCCUUCUUUUUUCUUCUUUUUCAUUUUCUUCUUUUUUUCUUCUUUUUGUUUUUCUUCUUUUUCAUUUUCUUCUUUUUCUUCUUUUUCUUCUUCUUUUACUCCUCCUCCUCCUCCUUCUUUUCUUCUUCUUUUUCUUCUUCGUCCUUUUCUUCUUUUACUCCUUCUUCUUCUGUUCUUCUUCAUUUUCUUCUUUUUCUUCGUCUUUUACUCAUCCUCCUCCUUCUUCUUUUCUUCUUUGUCUUCUUCUUUUUCAUUUUCUUCUUUUUUCUUCUUUUGCUUUUUCUUUUUUUUCAUUUUCUUCUUUUUCUUAUUUUCUUCUUCUUUUUCUUCUUCUUUUAAUCCUCCUCCUUCUUCUUCUUUUCUUCUUCUUUUUCUUCUUCUUUUAAUCCUCCUCCUUCUUCUUCUUUUCUUCUUCUUUUUCUUCUUCUUUUCUUCUUCUUAUUUUUCUACUUCUUCUUUUUCUUCUUCUUUUGCUCAUCCUUCGUCUUCUUUUUUCUUCUUCUUUUUCAUUUUCUUCUUUUUUUCUUCUUCCUUUUGUUCUUGUUCUUUUCUUUGUCUUCUUCUUUUACUCCUUCUUCUUCUUUUUCUUCUUCUACCUGACGCGUCCCUUCAGGACAUGGACGGUCAUAGUUCUCGAAAAUUUCUUAAAACUUUGUCAAAAUUAGAAAAAUCCCCAAUUUUAAAAAAGAAAAAGAAAAUACUUUUGCUCUCUCUGUCACGUAUGACCUCCGUGACUCGCAACAUUCGCGGUUUGAAAGACCACCUUUUAGUUAUUUAA
This is a messenger RNA of Acanthosepion pharaonis, 1182 nucleotides long. NCBI's taxonomy places the organism in Eukaryota, Metazoa, Mollusca, Cephalopoda, Sepiida, Sepiidae. The record is from the annotation of a GenBank genome assembly.